CGGUGACCCCGGAAGAACCUGCCGGAUCCCUAGCGGAGGAAUCUGCUUCCGGGUCAGAGGUCUAGGCAGCGGGAUGGGGAAGAUGGCUGCAGCUGUGAGCUCCGUAGCGACGCUGGCGACGGAGCCUGGGGAGGACGCCUUCCGGAAACUCUUCCGCUUCUACCGGCAGAGCCGUCCCGGGACAGCAGACCUAAGAGGGGUCAUCGACUUCUCGACGGCCCACGCAGGCCGCAGCACGAGUCCUGGGACCCAAAAGGUGGUCAGAUCUCAGCUAAGUGUGUCCUCUGUCAGUGAGCACAAUGCACAUCGAGCAGGACUUAGGCCAGUCAGCAAGUGGCAAGCCUAUGGACUGGAAGGCUACCCUGGAUUUAUUUUUAUCCCAAACCCCUUCCUCCCAGGAUAUCAGUGGCACUGGGUGAAGCAGUGCCUUAAGUCCUACUCCCAGAAACCCAACGUGUGCAACCUGGACAAGCACAUGACUGAAGCCGAGCCCCGAGACCUGUGGGGACAGAGCAAAGGGCUGCUGAGGUGUAAAGAAUUGAAUAAACGGAGACCCCGAAGUUUACUAGAGAAACUGCGCUGGGUGACCUUAGGCUACCAUUAUAACUGGGAUAGUAAGAAAUACUCAGCAGAUCAUUAUACACCUUUCCCUUCUGACCUGGCUUUCCUCUCAGAGCAAGUAGCUGCUGCCUGUGGGUUUCAGGGCUUCCGAGCUGAAGCAGGCAUCCUGAAUUACUACCGCUUAGACUCCACACUGGGCAUCCAUGUAGACAGAUCUGAACUCGAUCACUCCAGACCCCUGCUGUCAUUCAGCUUCGGACAGUCUGCCAUCUUUCUCCUGGGUGGCCUCAAAAGAGAUGAGACUCCUACAGCCAUGUUUAUGCACAGCGGGGACAUUAUGGUAAUGUCAGGCUUCAGCCGCCUGUUGAACCAUGCUGUUCCUCGAGUCCUUCCAAAUCCCGAGGGAGAAGGCCUGCCUCACUGCCUGGAAACACCACUCCCAGCUGUCCUCCCCAAAGACGCCGUGGUAGAGCCGUGUUCUGUGGAGGAUUGGCAGGUGUGUGCCAGCUACUUGAGGACUGCUCGUGUUAACAUGACUGUGCGACAGGUCCUGGCCAAAGGCCAGGACUUCCCUUUGGAACCCAUGGAGGAUAAUAAAGGAGAUGUCACCACAGAAGAUUUCUGCCAUCUGGAUGACCAGGAUAACCAAGUAAAACGGGCCAGAUUAAACCUCGACAGCUAAGAUUUGGGGAUCCCCUUUUUUGACUCAGGCAGGUCUUCUCGCCCUGUGGACCCUCAGAACAACGUGAGCCCAAAACAGAUAGGGAGGAGUGCGUCAUGGUCACACCGUGCCUGGGGAGCCUGUCCUAGAGACUGAACUGGUGACACUUGGCUCAGAGAAGUGUUUGACACGGGCCUGUCCUGUCUGGGUCAUUGGAAUAGUGUGUGAUCGUUCCAAGGAGGCAGGACGCAGCCCUCUUAGCCUCUGCCGUUACAUCUGAGGGAGGUAGGUGGGCUUUUACGUGUGUGGGGUCUAAAUACCUCAGAUUUUAUGAACGGCAAAAUGAAUGUUACCACCCCAGCCCCUCACUGCCGCUGGCAACUUGUGGUAAAAUUGUGAUUCUAUGAAGCAGCCAUUAAAAUCAGCUCGCCAUCAUCAUCAGAUUCUUUUCUCCUUUCUUGCAUCUUCUGUGGCUCUACAGAUGAACUCUAUGCACAUGACGACAACAAAACUGGAAAUCUUGUUGCCUAGAAGAAAAUUAAUCACAGCCAUUAUUUUUGCCUAAAGAUAUGAAAACUGAAGAAAGAAAAAAAUAAAACUCCCUGUUGGCUUUUCAAUGCAGUUUUAAUUGUUGGACUAAAAAUGUCCACAGGGUGUCCUGUUACUGUUUUCUCCAUGAAUAAACUUACUUGGUUUUAAAUUAAA
Molecule: messenger RNA, 1927 nt
Organism: Chinchilla lanigera (long-tailed chinchilla)
Lineage: Eukaryota; Metazoa; Chordata; Mammalia; Rodentia; Chinchillidae
Gene: Alkbh1
Product: alkB homolog 1, histone H2A dioxygenase
Exons: 6
Coding region: 74-1243 (389 amino acids)
Biological process (GO): oxidative RNA demethylation
Cellular component (GO): nucleus; cytoplasm
Molecular function (GO): broad specificity oxidative DNA demethylase activity; ferrous iron binding; oxidative RNA demethylase activity
Source: RefSeq, a predicted model, not a curated record